Messenger RNA from Lotus japonicus, 3793 nucleotides. RefSeq names its product nonsense-mediated mRNA decay factor SMG7. The coding region runs from base 197 to 3127 and encodes 976 amino acids. Gene Ontology annotation, molecular function: protein binding; telomeric repeat DNA binding; telomerase RNA binding. Gene Ontology annotation, cellular component: telomerase holoenzyme complex. The record is from RefSeq and is a predicted model, not a curated record. Gene Ontology annotation, biological process: nuclear-transcribed mRNA catabolic process, nonsense-mediated decay. Lineage: Eukaryota; Viridiplantae; Streptophyta; Magnoliopsida; Fabales; Fabaceae. The transcript is spliced from 8 exons.
CCCCUCAACGCUUGCAACUUAAGAAAGAAACGAACACGAAAUUGAUUCAUAUCAUAUUUUUGUAUCUAAUCUAUUCUAUAUAUCCUUUUCAACACAAACCACCCACGCCUCUUCCUCCACCAAACCCUACACCUUCCCUGAUUUCGCACUGCACAGGUUUUAUGUAGCUUGAGUUGUGUCGGUGAAUAUUUGAUGCAUGAUGAUAGUUGAGAUGGAUAAAAAAUCUGCUUCCCCAUCAUGGGAACGUGCAAAACGCCUUUAUGAGAAGAACCUUGAAUUGGAGAAUAAGCGCCGAAGAUCAUCUCAGGCGCAGGUCCCAUCAGAUCCAAAUGCUUGGAUGCAGAUCCGUGAGAAUUAUGAAGGAAUAAUUCUUGAGGAUUAUGUUUUUUCUCAGCAGCACAAUAUUGAAUGUGCUCUGUGGCAAUUACAUUAUAAGCGUAUUGAAGAAUUACGGGCAAACUUUAGUGCUGCUGUUACUUCUGUAAGCUCUAAAUCAUCUCAAGGUGGGAAAGGUCCUAUUCGACCGGAUCGGAUAACUAGAAUAAGGCUGCAGUUUAAGACUUUCCUUUCAGAAUCGACUGGAUUUUACCAUGAUCUUAUUAUGAAAAUCAGAGCAAAGUAUGGACUUCCUCUUGGUUACUUCGAGGACUCGGAGAAUCGGGUUGUGAUGGAGAAGGAUGGAAAGAAAUCUGCUGAGAUGAAGAAAGGUUUAAUAUCUUGUCAUCGUUGUUUGAUAUACUUGGGUGAUCUUGCUCGCUACAAAGGAUUGUAUGGCGAGGUUGACUCCAAAAAACGCGAGUUUACAGCAGCUUCGAGUUACUAUCUACAAGCUGCAUCUAUUUGGCCUCCAAGUGGGAACCCCCACCAUCAGCUAGCUUUAGUGGCUUCAUAUACUGGAAAUGAGUUGGCUGUUAUUUAUCGUUAUUUUCGUAGUCUAGCUGUGGACAGUCCAUGUACAACUGCCAGGGACAAUUUGAUAGUCGCAUUUGAGAAGAAUCGCCAAAGUUACUCUCAGCUUUCUGGUGACGUUAAAGCUCUUGCAGUCCAGGAGUCUUCUGGGAAAUUAGCUGGCAAAGGAAGAGGAAAAGUGGAAACCAAACAUGUGACUAAGGGUGAUGGUGUGGAACCUUUACCUAGAAAGGCAGGAGCAUCAAAUAUACAAGUGACCUACAAGUCCUUCUGCACUCGCUUUGUCCGUCUGAAUGGAAUCUUGUUCACUCGUACAAGCCUUGAGAACUUCACUGAAGUACUCUCUCUUGUUAGAAAUGGCCUGCGUGAGCUUCUUUCUUCAGGUCAAGAUGAAGAGCUGAAUUUCGGCAUGGAUAUUCUUGAGAGUGGUCUUGCCAUUGUCAGAAUUGUUUCCAUUAUCAUAUUUACAGUUCAUAAUGUAAAUAAGGAAUCUGAAGGUCAAACCUACGCAGAAAUAGUACAUCGUGCUGCACUACUUCAGAAUGCAUUCACAGCAGCUUUUGAGUUGAUGAGUUUCAUAGUAGAGAGAUGUUUGCAGCUGCAGGAUCCUUCCUGUAGUUAUCUUUUACCAGGAAUAUUAGUUUUUGUUGAGUGGUUGGCAUCUCAUCCAGAUCUUGCUGCAGGAAAUGAUGUGGAUGAGAAUCAAGCAAUUGUUAGAUCAAAAUUUUGGAAUUCUUGUAUUUCCUUCUUGAACAAGCUACUUUCAGUUGGGGCUAUUUCUAUUGAAGACAAUGAGGAGGAGACUUGCUUUAAUAACAUGAGCCGGUAUGAAGAAGGGGAAACUAAAAACCGACUUGCUUUGUGGGAGGACUUCGAGUUAAGAGGAUUUGUUCCACUUCUCCCUGCACAAACAAUCUUGGAUUUUUCAAGGAAGCAUUCCCUUGGAAGUGAUGGUGAAAAGGAAAGAAAAGCUCGAGCCAAAAGAAUUUUAGCUGCAGGAAAGGCUUUAGCAAAUGUUGUUAGGAUUGAUCAGAAAAUGAUAUAUUUCGACUCCAAGGGAAGGAAAUUUGUAAUUGGUGUGAAGCCUCUAACUUCAGAUGAUUUUGUUCUUGCCUCCUAUUCGAGCAUACCUGAUGUAAAAGAUCUAUUGAAAGAAAAUACAGCAGACAAGACAAAGGCAGGAAUUGUUCAGCCAGACCACCACCAGCAUACGGAAGAAGAGGAUGAUGAUGAGAUUAUUGUUUUCAAACCUAUAAUGGCCGAGACACGAGCUGAUACAGUGGUUGUCUCAUCAUGGGCAUCCCAUGAAGGCUUAGAGUCAGUUUCAACAGCUUCCGGAGGGAAUAUAAAACUUAAUGCUAUUUGUACUUCCAAUGCUCUCAAUGAUGUGAACCAUCAAACUACUUUACCUGUUUCUGUUAGUGGCAUGGUGCCUCAACACUUACAACCAGUUCAGCCACAUUAUUCGAGCUGGUUAGAGGAAGAAAUAUCUCUUGCCAACAGUUUUAAAGGUCUUGGGUUUUUGGAGAAUGGGCACAUGAUGAAACCUGACCUGACACUUCAAGAAACUGUAGCAAUCUCAAACCAUGCUGCAACUGGAGUUCCUAUCCAGCAAUCUAAAAGUACUGCCACUGGUGUAUUUUAUGGUAUCUCAGGAGCUGAAGACUUAACAAUAUCAUCCAAAGUUGAUAAUAUCAAUACUGAUAACUCUGUUGUGAAGACAUCAUCAGCCUUGCAAGCUGGUUUGAAAAAAUCUCCUGUUAGCCGACCUUCUAGACACCAUGGACCUCCUCCUGGUUUCAGCCAUGUACCUCCUCCUGGUUUCAGCCAUGUUCCUCCUCCUGGUUUCAGCCAUGUUCCUCCUAAACAAGUUAUGGAUGAUUACAGUUGGAUGGAUGGAUAUCAUUAUCCUGCAUCAACCAAAGAUUUAGGCCCCAAUAGUACUCUUACUUACUCUCAGUCAAAUCCUCAACAAGUCAGUAACAAUGGAUUGAGUGGGUCAGUCUGCUUUCCCUUCCCUGGAAAACAAGUUUCAUCUGCACUGCAGGGGGGAAAACAGUAUGGUUGGCAAGAUUAUCAUACUUUUGAGCUUUUAAAAGCACACCAGAAUCAACAGCUGCAGCCACAACAACCACUCACAACAGAAAAUCAGCAUUCCACUCAACUGCCUGAGCAAUUUCAAGGACAGUCAAUCUGGACUAGUCAUUCCUUUGUGUGAUAUCAGUAUAAGAAUAUUGAUGGUCCUUGAAGGAUUAUUACAAAUGUGCCAUGCCUUCUCUGCCCAUUCAAACUCCAAUUCUGAUGGCUUGUCAUUGAAUGUUGUUGGAGUUUUUUUGGCCUAGACUUGGUUCCAGGAACUUGUUACUACAUAAGGUUUUACUGAGCUCUCAAGCCUGAACAAGGAAGAUAAGCAUGUUGUUUGCGGUUCAAAUUUCAUAACUAAAAUGCGUUGUCUGGUUUGGGGUUGGAUAGAAGGUGAUAUAUAAAAGAUUAUCCAGCAUGAUGGAGCUUCUAUCUUUUAGUAUUGGUGCGUAUGACUAUGGUUUGUUCACUUCUCCAGUGGAAAAUUUUCAUAACAGUGCUCCUAUACGAAAUAUUACCAUCAUCUAGGUACCAAUGAUCCACUCUGCUAGCCCCUUUUGUUGUCUGAAGUUGCGGGGCAUGUUCAAGUAAUUACAUGUGUUUAGUGGUUGCAACUUCAUUAAGUUCUUAUAAUGUGUUCACAUUAUCCAUGAGAUACGGUUCACUUGUUUUUUUGCCAAGUUGGGAUUUACUCAAUCUUUUAGCUAAAUAAUGCCUGUUGGAUGGUUUGAUUGUUGAUGUCGAGGUUUAUAUGAACAGAAUAUAUCUAUCUGUAAUGAUAUUUAAUUGCAUCUAUUUUCUC